Messenger RNA from Chanos chanos (milkfish), 1416 nucleotides. RefSeq names its product b(0,+)-type amino acid transporter 1. NCBI's taxonomy places the organism in Eukaryota, Metazoa, Chordata, Actinopteri, Gonorynchiformes, Chanidae. Gene Ontology annotation, biological process: amino acid transmembrane transport. The record is from RefSeq and is a predicted model, not a curated record. Gene Ontology annotation, cellular component: membrane. Bases 7 to 1416 code for a protein of 469 amino acids. Gene Ontology annotation, molecular function: L-amino acid transmembrane transporter activity. The transcript is spliced from 6 exons.
GAAACUAUGGAUCCCACAGCUCCCGAGAAGCUCAAGUUAAAAUGCGAAGUGGGAUUACUAGGUGGAAUAUCUCUCAUCGCUGGAGUUAUGAUUGGAUCUGGAAUUUUCAUGUCUCCUCAGACUGUGCUCAUGAACAUUGGGAGUCCUGGGGCAAGCUUGGUGAUAUGGGCAAGCUGUGGCCUAUUGGCUGUGCUAGCAUCUCUGAGCUAUGCUGAGAUGGGAACGGUCAUCCGAGAGUCUGGAGGGGAGUAUAUUUACAUUCUACGGACCUCUGGCCCAGUCAUGGCAUUCACACUUGCUUACACAUCAGUCUUAGUGGUUAGGCCGACUGGCAUAGCUGGAGUGGCCCUCAGCUUUUCCCAGUAUACUCUUGCACCAAUCUAUGGGGACUGCCCACCACCAGUGGUCAUAGUGAAAUGUCUGGCAGCUGUUUCGAUUCUGCUACUGGGCAUUGUGAAUUGUUUAAAUGUCCGCUACUCCAUGCACAUAAUGGUGUUCUUUACAGUGGUAAAAAUGCUGGCGCUGGUGGUGAUUGUGAUCGGUGGGGUGGUGUUGCUGAUAAAAGGGAACAGAGCAGGCCUUGAAGACUCAUUUGAUGGAACUAAUGAAAGUGCCAGUGCUAUUGGACUUGCAUUUUUCCAGUGUCUGUGGUCCUACGAUGGUUGGAACAACCUCAACUAUGUGACUGAAGAACUCAAACGUCCUGAGGUGAAUCUACCCAGGGCCCUGAUGAUUGCCAUCCCCUUAGUGACCAUUCUUUACCUGCUGGUCAAUGUCAGUUACCUGACCGUGUUGACACCUCAAGAAAUGAUUACAUCCAAUGCUGUUGCAGUCGCCUGGGGGAAUAAGGUGUUGGGAGGAUGGGGGUGGCUGAUGUCAGUAGCAGCAGCUCUUUCUGCCUUUGGAUCUCUAAACGGCACAUUCUUCAGUGGAGGAAGAGUGUGUUUUGUUGCUGCCAGGGAGGGACACAUGCCUGAUAUUUUGGCCAUGGCUCACGUUCGUCGCCUCACCCCCUCUCCUGCCCUCAUCUUCACCACGGCAAUCUCUCUUAUUGUUCUCAUUCCUGGAGAUUUCCAGAGCAUUGUUAACUUCUUUAGUUUUACAGCUUGGUUUUUCUAUGGUGUCACCAUAUCAGGACUCCUGUAUCUCAAGAUCAAGAAACCAGAUCUUCCACGGCCAUAUAAGGUACCCAUCUUCAUCCCAGUCUUGGUGUUGUUGAUGGCUGUGUUCCUUGUGUUGGCUCCCAUCAUUGACGACCCUCAGAUUGAGUACCUGUAUGUCACCCUCUUCAUCCUCAGUGGUAUUCUGUUCUACAUUCCUUUCAUCCACUUCAAAUUAUUCCCAGGAAUCCUGAACAAACUGACAGUCUACCUGCAGCUGUUCCUAGAAGUGGCACCAGCUGAGAAAAACCUAUAG